Erythranthe guttata (spotted monkey flower) is the source of this 1480-nucleotide messenger RNA. RefSeq names its product SPX domain-containing protein 4. Gene Ontology annotation, biological process: cellular response to phosphate starvation. The record is from RefSeq and is a predicted model, not a curated record. NCBI's taxonomy places the organism in Eukaryota, Viridiplantae, Streptophyta, Magnoliopsida, Lamiales, Phrymaceae.
GGUCCAAAGGAUAUUCCUCGACCGUUACUAGGUCUUUUUUGUUGCAUUUGUUUGUCAUAUUUUAAUUUUUAGAAACAAGAUCCCAAUUCAUCCACAAUCACAAUGUAACAACAACAUCAAAAUUGAAUAAAUAAAUAAAAUAAAAUAAAACAAAAUGCAAGCCUUUCUAUUUAUAUACAUCUUAUAAAUCUUAUCUUAAAUAUUAGAUUAGACACCAAAAGCAUGUUCUUGUUGCACACACUUUCACCAUUUUUCCUGUAAAAAAAGAAUUCCCACUUAUUCAAUCGUAAUUAGUGUUUACAAGAAUUCAUUUAGAAAAAUCGAUAAAUCAUAUGAAAUUCGGGAAAGAAUUCAGGAUGCACUUAGAGAAAACCCUACCUUCAUGGAGGGAUAAGUUUCUGUGCUACAAGGUCCUGAAGAAGCUGCUGAAGAAUGUUCCCGCCGCCGCCGAUAAUCCGCCGCGGGGCGUGGGUGCGGCUGUUCCUAUGCUGCCGUUGCCGGAGCUCCACGUAUGGUUUGUCACGAUUCUCAACGAGGAGCUUGAAAAGUUCAACGAUUUCUACGUCGAAAAGGAGGAGGACUUUAUCAUCCGCUUCCAGGCACUAAAGGAAAAAAUCGAGCGUGUGAAGGAGAGAGGAAGGUACAAUGGAGUUUUCACCUCGGAGAUUGAAUUUAGUGAAGAUUUAAUGGAGAUACGUAGAGACUUUGUCUCGAUUCACGGAGAGAUGGUUCUGCUCAAAAGCUACAGCUCCCUCAACUUUGCAGGUCUUAUCAAGAUUUUGAAGAAAUACGAUAAACGAACUGGGGCAUUAUUGAGCCUACCUUUCACUCAGCUCGCCUUUAACCAGCCCUUCUUCACAACCGAGCAAUUAACAAGAUUAGUUCACCAGUGUGAAGAGAAUCUCGAGGUUUUGUUUCCGAUAGAAGCUGAGGUGGUAGAAUCGACCGAUACUUUCGAUUACCAGACAUGCGUAUCACAUGCUGAGGUGGCGAAUGUUUCGUCGGAGACGACAUUUUCGCUCGGACAAGAAACUGUACGUAUAUACCAGAGUACACUUGCUGCAAUAAAUGCUAUACAGGGCUUGAAAAGGGAAAGCGCUUCCUCGAAUCCUUUGUCCAUGUCGUAUAUAUUUGGAAGCCGUGAUAAUGGCAGCACAGGUGAUGUAACUGCAGAGAACUCGCCCUGCAACUCUUUCGUUACCUUAAACGAUGAUGACGAGGACGAAGACGAUGUGGAUAUAUGUUCCCCUAAAUAAUUUUUUUUGCCGUUUUAUUUGGUGAUUAAUCUAAAUAAUUUUGUUUGUAUACCUGUCAGCUAAUUUCGGAAAAAUACGUGUAAAUAUAGUGUGAAAAAUAACCUGCCAAUAUAAUGUUUACAUAUUGGCUGAAUUCCGAAUUUUGAUUACAGUUUACGAUUUUUUUUACGUAAAAGUGUGCUUUAAUUUUAAUAAUUUGUUCAAUAUACAGAUUUAUGUUUUGU